AUGGAAACUAAAGUACAUUUAUUUUGCCAGGGAGAAGAAAAUACUGAUUUAUCAGAUGAUGACUAUAAUUCUUUUGCAACUGAUUUGCCAUCAAGAAAUAUUGACAGCAAGAAAUACAUCAAGUUUUCUAAAACAACAGAGAAGAGAAUUUCACCUGAAGUUAGGGGUUUGAGCCCAGAACACACUAAAAAGUAUGAAACAUCAAUGUUCCUAUUUGGAGAAGAAAAAUCCUCUGAUUUUUCAGAGAAAAAAAAAGGCAGGAGAAAGAAGAGUUUACAAGUACAAUUGCAUACUAAAAGAACUGAGGUAAAUAAAGAUCUGGGAAUAUUUUUGCUUUCAAGUGUUGACAAGAUGACUAGAAAAGAAAGCUCUUUAUGCGAGUUGUCAAGUCAGUACAGCGUUCACAAGACUUUAUCACCCCUUGGUACAUCUUCCUCAGUUAUUCGCAAAGAUGGAAAGCUUUCUAACCUUUACCAGACAUUAUAUGAUGAAGUACCUGAAGGACAGUUAUACUCACAAGAAUUAAGUGCACUUCAGAAAACCUGUAAAAUUUUCAGUAAAAUUCGAGGUGGUAAGAUUUAUGUGAAUGAUCUGCCAAUGAUCCAUCGCAUCUUGAAUAUCUCUAUAAGUGACUCAGAAAUGAGAAAGGCACUGAAGACUAUUGAUAUUGAUGCAUUUCAGAAAGCCUUGAAGAUUUUCUGUAGGAUAAAAGGUGGUCGAGUUUCAACUUCUGAAGUGGGUGACGUUUUGGAUAGCAUGGCUAUCCUUGUAAUCCCUGAAACUUUUCAGGAAGUGAUAAAGCAUGCUAGUAUUGACAGUAACCAAAUGGUGGAUAUUGGGGAUAUUAUAUUUACUUUGGCUGAAUUACAGCAACAAUAUGAGGAUGUUUCAAUUGUAAAAGGAACAGCCUUGGAUGAAGCUACUUCAAGAAAGUUAUCAUAUGUAUCAGGAUGCUAUCCACAAUAUACGAAGAAAAGCAUUUUAUCUUCCAGACUGUCUGAAUUGUCAUUAUCCCAAAAGUUAAAUACAAAGAGCCUUCAAAAUCAUACAAUUAUGAAGGGGAAUGAUGACCUUGAAUUUAAAAAAUCAAAAAAUAUUUUGCAAAUAAGAAAAUUCCAGGAUGAGGUUGACAGCAGUGAUGUAGAAUUCCAGGAACCAUAUUCAAAGGAUGGCAUAAACUUCAAGAGAAGUUCAGAGAAGGUUGAAAUUCAUGACUCAAAGUCUAAACCACAAAACUUGAAGAGUGUUACAAGCCUCAAAAAGUCCCUGGAUAAAAGUGAUAUUUUUAGUAUCCCAAAACUUCAGAAGCCAGCUGUGAGAAGGCGCGCCAGCCUUCUAAAACAUGUUUUAUCUAAGGAAAAAACUGCAAUUAAUGCUCUGGGAAAUGUCUGUGAAGCUAUCAAUAAACUCUGAGAAAAUUACAUUGAUACAGAAGAACCUCAGUCCAUUUUGCAUUCAGUAGGAAUUACUUUAUCAGAUAAAGAGUUCAAGAAGAUUGUGACAGACACUACUAGAAAUGAAAAUGGAAUGGUGAAGUUAGAUGAUGUUGUGCAUGCUCUCUCCAAAGAGCAAAAUCUUCCUGGAUAUGAUGCAUUGACUGAUGUCAUCAAAGCUAUUGAUAAAAUUAAAGAUGAAAAUAUUGAUUAUGGGGAUCUGAAUACUUGUCUUCAAAAUUUUGGAGUUUACCUUUCUAAGCCAGAAUUUCAGAAGAUCACAGAGUUGACUGAAGCUGGUGAAACAAAAAAAGUGAAUUUUAAAGAAUUCGUUGAUACUAUGAUGAGCAACACGGAACACUUCUCUGAAAAAUUAUUAUUGCCUGAUACUAUUGAAAACCUCCACAAUCUUAGCAAAGAGAAGAUGAGUGCUCCUGACCUGUGGAGUACUCUGUCUAGUUUGAAAAGUAAUUUAAAAAAAGACGAAUUCCUAGCUGCACUGAAAUUAGCAACAGUUGAUGAAGGUGACAAAGUACAAAUUGAAGAAUUUGCAAAAGUGGUAAAGGAUAUGCAUGAUGCCUCCAGGUUAGAAGAGUUACGGGAGAUCGUCUUAGCUGUUGAUUUGCCUGAAGGUGACAUGAUACCUGGGAAGGACUUGGAAGGCUUUCUAAGAGAUAUUGGGAUUAAGUCACCUAAAGAAGAGGUAGAGAAAAUCCUUCAAUCAGAUUUUGUUUCUGAAGACAAUAUGGUGAAUGUUAAAGACUGUAUGAAGGCUUUGAGAGACACCCAGAAAUUUUCCAAUUUUAUUGAUUUUAGGAAAGAGACUUUGUCUUCAAAUCUGAAAUUACCAAAGGCAGAUGAGAUUAAAGAAGCUGCUCACAUCUUGUCACAUGUUGAUAAUGGCAAGAUUGGUAUACCUAACUUGCAGUGUGCCCUGAAAAGUCUGAAUGUUAAUUUAACUGAGGAGGACUUCAGUGAAGCUGUUAAAUGUUGUGACACCAGCAAUAAUGCGGUAGAUUUAAAAGAUUUCUUAAAGGAAAUUUUUUAAAGUCCACAUUUCAAAGAGUCUAUAGGUGAUAAUACAGUUGGUCUGAAUGAUUUGAUGGAUGCUAUCAGUUAUAUCAAGGGAAAGGUGAUUGAUAUCCAGGACUUAGACAACUUUCUAGCAAAUGAGGGGGUUGAGCUCACAGAAGAAAUGAAGAAACUAAUGCCUCAUUUGACAUUCAAUGAUUAUGAUUCAGGUCUGGAGUACAGCCUAAGAAAUUCUGCAUUUCUAACAAGUUUCCAGAUGGUGGCAAUGCUGCUGGUCCAAGGUCCACACUUUGCCUAUCUAAGACCUAAAAGAUGA
Molecule: messenger RNA, 2781 nt
Organism: Balaenoptera musculus (blue whale)
Lineage: Eukaryota; Metazoa; Chordata; Mammalia; Artiodactyla; Balaenopteridae
Gene: EFCAB13
Product: EF-hand calcium binding domain 13
Source: RefSeq, a predicted model, not a curated record